UCCCAACCCACCCAUAAUAUAUCGUCAAGCUCCACAACGCUUUCCGGCCUUUCCCUCGCUAAACGAACAGAAAAAGAAAAAAAGAGAAAAUCAAAAGAACACACGAAGAGGACUAGAGGAGAGAGACCUGAAGAGUGAGAGAUGAAUAGUGUCCAGGCGAUGAAGCGUAUUCCCCGCAUCAAAUUCCCUCCGAGACAUCGAAACUCCUCAGGCUCUGCUUCGCAACCUGAUGCAGCAUCAAAAGCUGGAGAUGUUCAAACAACUCUGUUUUCUAGGUCGGAAGUUCCAGGGACACCUGAUAACACUUCUGUAGGAGGGAAGGCUUCUGCUCAGCCGAAACGCACACCAGUCACUGACAGAGAGAUUGAAGCUAUUUUGUUGGGUGGCUGCAUAUGAUAUUUUGACUACAGCUCCAACAAGAAAUGAGGGCACGUUGGGCAUGCUCCCCCCCCCCCCCCCCCCCCCUUUUUUUUUUGUGAAAUGUCAAACAUAAACCUAGUGGGAAUUUUUUUUUCUUUCUUCAUCAUGUUAUAUUGAAGAAGGGAUGGACUAGUUCGGUACUUUACUAACAAUAACCCAAGAAAAUGGAUGUUAAAUUGAAGCCUUUCCUGUGAUACAACUGAGUUUUGAUCUCUUAAAUAUUUGUCAUGUAAACUGUUACGCUCUCAACUUGAUGUUUUUGAUCUUUUAA
This is a messenger RNA of Macadamia integrifolia, 691 nucleotides long. RefSeq lists its product as uncharacterized. The transcript has 3 exons. The coding region runs from base 142 to 396 and encodes 84 amino acids. The record is from RefSeq and is a predicted model, not a curated record. Lineage: Eukaryota; Viridiplantae; Streptophyta; Magnoliopsida; Proteales; Proteaceae.